Cryptococcus wingfieldii CBS 7118 is the source of this 1416-nucleotide messenger RNA. Its product is annotated as cytoplasmic protein. Lineage: Eukaryota; Fungi; Basidiomycota; Tremellomycetes; Tremellales; Cryptococcaceae. The transcript is spliced from 10 exons. The record is from RefSeq and is a predicted model, not a curated record. The coding region runs from base 1 to 1416 and encodes 471 amino acids.
AUGCCCCCCAAACCCGCCAGCGCGCUCCCCCUCCCGUACUCAAACCCGCCCCAGCCAAAGCGCGAGCAGAGGCAGCCCAUGAGAACUUCCAAGCUCGGAAGCAAACUCAAGGUACUCCCAACGCAGCCCGAGAACUCUACCAUCCCAGAGGAAGAUGAAGAUGAAGAAGACGCUCAACGCGCUUUGGGCGACAAGGACGAGGGCGAGGGCGUGGAGUUCUAUACUCCCCUCUCCCAGAUCCCCAAGGGUACCGCUCGACGAGAUGCUCAGAGGCUCACCAAGAGCGAGAAGGCAAAGCUCCCCCGAGUGACCGCCUAUUGCACCGCAGCCACGUACAACCUCCCAGCUAUGCAGGCCUAUCUGUCUUCCCGCCCCGCAUACCAUCGCUGCCACCCUAGAAUGUUUGACACUGAAUGUCUCCACACGCCGUACCUCCCGCCCCCAACGCCUUCCCCGUACGCCCCAGCCCACCGAAACUCGCCCCGUCUCAAACCUGCCUAUGGCGCAGGGCAUAUCCCUGAGGGCGACUUGCUCAAUCUGGGUGAUGGUUACGCGUCUAAGCGCUCGUCGAGUCCUAGUAGAAGCAAUUCAACGUCCUCAGAGCUCAAGCGUCGACCUGGCUUCUCAAAGAGACCUGGAGGCGGCAGGACCAAGUCGGACAAUACUUCUGGCGUCUCUAAUGGCGGGGACGUGGAAGACAGUGAGAGAGAAGAAGACGAUGACUUUGAGGACGAGUGGAUACCUGAUGUGUUCCUGUUUGAAUACGGCUGCGUCGUCAUCUGGGGUAUGACGGAAAAGGAAGAAAAGAGAUUCUUGGCGAGCAUUAAGAGGUUUGAGAUUGAGAGAUUGUCAACCGAGGAUGUGGAAAUGGAGGAUCUGAAUUUCUACUAUGCCGACUAUUCUCGAAUCUACAACGAUGUCAUUACAUUGCGAAAAGGCUCUUCCUACAUGACUAAACUCUCCCUCUCCCAUGCCCUCUCUCAGUCUGUCAAGAUCUCGCUCUUCGAAGAGCUCAUCAGCGCCACUAUCGAACAGAACCAGGAUAUUCCCAAGGUCCUUUCUGAGACUGGCAAAAUCGGCAUGCCAAGGAGCGAAAUUAUGAAACAGAUCGGCUACCUCUUUAUCCUCCGUAUCAACAUCAACCUCGUCGGCUCCAUCCUCGAUUCUCCCGAGUUCUUCUGGACUUUCCCCGACUUGGAACCGCUGUACAACGCUGCCCGCUCAUACCUCGAAAUCGGACAGCGUGUCGAUCUGUUGAACGCCCGUGUCGAUGUGCUGCAGGAUAUGCUCAAGCUGUUGAAGGAGAGUGUCAACUCUAGCCACGGCGAGCAUCUGGAAGCUAUUGUCAUCUUCCUUAUUGGUAUCGAGAUCGUGUUGGGUAUCAUCACAAUUCUUGUCGACCUCAGCUCUUCGUAA